CGCACCUGAAUGGCGUCGGACGUGCGGGCGGAUGCGCCCUCGAUGGUGGUGGUGUCCAGGUCGAGCGCCCAUAGAUGGAGGCGCAGCCACCAGCUGGUCGCAGGCGCAUCCACCAUCCCGUCCAGGGCGGGUCAUUGACCCCCCAGGUCCAAAGGGGCCAAAAGUCCGGGCGACUGAUCUACGCAAAUGGGGGCCAAGGAGCGCGCAUGUUUUGCAAUCCGAUUUGAAUGGCCAUUGUAUGCAAAUGGGGGCUGAGCGGGCGCGCCAGUCCGGGCCGCACUCGACGCUGCUCCAGCAUGGCGGACGCAAGCGUUCCAAUCCCGCAGUACUUCGGCGGCAAGAACGUCUUCAUCACGGGCGGCUCGGGCUUCAUUGGCAAGGUGCUGAUCGAGAAGCUGCUGCGCAGCUGCCCCGACGUGGCGCGCAUCUUCGUGCUGCUGCGCCCCAAGAAGGGGCGCAGCCCGCCCGCCGAUCGGCGGCAGUUGCUCGAUGACGUCGACGUGAUUUACCACGCAGCGGCCUCGGUGCGCUUCGACGACUCGCUGAAAAGUGCCAUUUUGCUGAAUGUGCGCGGCACCAGAGAGGUGGGGGUGCUGGCGCACGAGAUGCGCCACCUGGAGGUGUUUGUGCACGUGUCCACCACCUACAGCCACACGGAUCGGCGCGUGAUCGAGGAGAAAACCUACCGCGCAGACACCGACUGGCGGCGCGCCAUCGAGGUGGCCGAGCAGAGCGAGGAGCACGUGCUGCGCAUCCUGACCCCCCACUACAUCGGCCCCUUCCCCAACACCUACACGUUCACGAAGCGGCUGGCCGAGGACGCGGUCAGCGACCUGUGCCAGGGCCGCAUUGCUGGUUGCAUAUUCCGGCCCUCUAUCGUGAUUUCCACGGCGAGUGACCCGUUUCCCGGCUGGAUCGACAACUUCAACGGCCCCGUGGGGAUUUUCGUCGCCAGCGGCAAAGGUAUUUUGCGGUCGAUGUACACCAACCCCGACCUGGAGUCCGACUACAUCCCGGUGGACCUGGUGGUUAAGGGCUUGAUCCUGGCCACUUGGGCCAAAGCGAGUGAAAAGAGCGAGUCGGAGCGGCUGAACGUGGCGGUUUUCAAUGCGAGCAACAACAGCGUGCAGCCGAUGUCCAAUCGGGAGCUGGUGAAGAUCGGCAAGCGGAUCGCCUGGGAAGUACCGCUGGACUCGAUGCUUUGGUACCCGACCGGGCACGUCACCAGCUGCUACCCGGACCACUUUCUGCGCGUGGUGUUCUACCACCUGCUGCCCGCCCUUCUGGUGGACGGCCUGCUCAAACUAACAGGCCACAAGCCAUUGCUGUGGAAAAUCCAGCGCAAAAUCUACAUCGCCAACAUGGCGCUGCAGUACUUCAUCAUGCAGGAGUGGAAGUUUGUGAACGAGAAGACGCGCGCCCUGCAGGAGCGGCUGUCGCCCGCCGAUGUGCAGGCCUUCGGCUAUGGGGAGACCCGGAUCGACCCCUACGAGUUCUUCAGGAAUGCCGCCAUGGGCGGCCGCCAGUACCUGCUGAAGGAGGGGGGCGACAUCGAGCGCGCCAGAGCGAACAGCCGCAGGAUGUACGCGCUCUCGCUGGCGUUUGACGGGCUCUGGUACGCUGCCGCCCUCUACCUGCUGGCGUUCAAGCUGGACACUGUUGCCGCGCUGCGUCGCGCCCUGGAGGCGCUUUGCGCCUAUUUCACCAGAGUUUGAGCGGUUUGUCGCCGAUUACACGCCCACUGUGUGGUUU
Dendroctonus ponderosae (mountain pine beetle) is the source of this 1752-nucleotide messenger RNA. RefSeq names its product fatty acyl-CoA reductase 1. The record is from RefSeq and is a predicted model, not a curated record. Gene Ontology annotation, molecular function: alcohol-forming very long-chain fatty acyl-CoA reductase (NADP+) activity. Gene Ontology annotation, biological process: long-chain fatty-acyl-CoA metabolic process. Gene Ontology annotation, cellular component: peroxisome. NCBI's taxonomy places the organism in Eukaryota, Metazoa, Arthropoda, Insecta, Coleoptera, Curculionidae.